Messenger RNA from Aethina tumida (small hive beetle), 1774 nucleotides. It is a transcript of the gene msl-3, whose product is annotated as male-specific lethal 3 homolog. Gene Ontology annotation, biological process: chromatin organization; regulation of DNA-templated transcription. The transcript is spliced from 11 exons. Gene Ontology annotation, cellular component: MSL complex; NuA4 histone acetyltransferase complex; nucleus. The record is from RefSeq and is a predicted model, not a curated record. Lineage: Eukaryota; Metazoa; Arthropoda; Insecta; Coleoptera; Nitidulidae. Bases 252 to 1589 code for a protein of 445 amino acids.
GUUGCAUGCGCAUAAAUGUAUGGUGGGAUAGUUUUUGGAAUAAUGUUUAAAUACAAAAAAUUAUGAUGUUGCUAUUUGCUCGGUGGCGUAAAGAGUCACGUAAUAUCUACGUCAGGGGUUACAUACUUACAUGGAGCAGCAGUGUGGUGUACCUAACCUAACCAACAUCCUCCAUUGUUUGUAAACAAAAAUCGUCCCUUUUUUGAUUUUGGUUUAAUUUCCAAACAAAAAAUACGAAGCUGAGAAAAAGGAUGGUUUCUACCCGUGGCGUGAAGCUGAAAUUUUUCGAAGGCGAAAGAGUUCUUUGCUAUGAGCCUGACCCUACAAAAGCUAAAGUUUUGUAUGACUCAAAGGUUUUAGAUGUGAUAGUAAACAAGGACCACAGAGGGAAGAAAUCCAUAGAGUAUCUAAUUCAUUUCCAGGGAUGGAAUUCGUCUUGGGACCGUUGCGUUGGCGAGGAGUACGUACUGAAAGAUACAGUAGAAAAUAGGCAGCUCCAAAAGGAUUUGGCCGAAAAGUCUCAGCUGCACAUCGGGGCGUAUUUGUAUCGGAAGGAACGCAAGAAAAACCGUAAGUCGACGGCGACCACGGCGGCCGCCUCGUCGGAGGAGGGCAGUUCGGGCAGUCCCGCCCGCAUGGACACGGACGACGGUCAGGGCGCCACUUCAAGCACAUCGGGCGACGAUUCAUCGAUGGAGGACGACUACGUGCAAAUCGAUCUCAGCAUUGAGCUGCGUGAGAUACUCGAACGGGACUAUUAUCUCGUUUCCAAGAAUAAGCUGUCCAAAUUACCCGCUGAACCGAAUAUAAUUAGUAUAUUGGAAAUGUUCUGGAGGCACUAUGCCACCAACCAAAUUUGUGGCUUGAAUGAAAAGCCCAGUUCCAGAUACAGAAACUCCAGUAAUCACAACAAAAUUAAACCUGAAGACAUUCAAAGAAACUUAAACCUUUGUAAAGAGUUUGUUGACGGCAUACGUAUAUAUUUUGAUACCCUGUUGAAGGAGCAGCUUUUAUACCCAUCAGAGCAGGGGCAAGUUAAAACUCAAAUGGCUGUUUACCAAUCUCCAGCAGACGUUCACAAAAAUGAUUGUAGCUCAAAACAAGAUGUGGCUUCCAGUCACACAAACAACCACACAUUAUCAGAGGACUCCAACAGAAACGGAUCUCACUCAUCAUCAGACAACAGUAAAAACCUAAGACGCAGAACUUUAAGGUCUAACCAGCGUCAAGAGGCUCAAACCAACGGUAACGACGCUUCAGAAAGUGCCGCCCCCACAACACCUAAACCUGGAGGAUCCAGCGUUGGGAGCAGCAACUCUGAUGUGUCCGGGCCUUUGGCCAAGGCCUUAUCGUGGCAGAUUCUACCGGACCACGUGUACCAACAACAACCGCCUCCACCUUGUUUGGUUUAUGGGGCUACGCAUUUAUUGAGAUUAUUCGUGAAGCUGCCAGCGUAUUUAACUGCUUCCACCUUAACUGAUGACAAGUUGAAAAUCGUUUUAAAUAACAUCGAUCUGCUGUUGGAGUUUUUGUCUGAACACAAAGAAUGGUAUGGUGAAAAGUUCUACAUUGAUGCCCCAGUUCAUUAGUUGUUCAGGAUCUACAUCAGUAAUACGUAAUUAAUAGAAUGAAUGUCAUUUUGAAAGUAUUUUAAAAACCUUAUCUUUUAUAAUUUUGUUUGUAUUAGUUUAGCUAUCAAUUCUGGAAAUAUUCCGGGUAAUAUUUUAGUAAUUAACUGUUCUACAGACAUUAAUAUAGAUUAAUUAUUUUAUGA